Pochonia chlamydosporia 170 is the source of this 1719-nucleotide messenger RNA. RefSeq names its product metallo-beta-lactamase superfamily protein. The coding region runs from base 1 to 1719 and encodes 572 amino acids. The transcript is spliced from 2 exons. NCBI's taxonomy places the organism in Eukaryota, Fungi, Ascomycota, Sordariomycetes, Hypocreales, Clavicipitaceae. The record is from RefSeq and is a predicted model, not a curated record.
AUGAAGGUCAACGUUGGUCUUUUUGUACUUUAUGUGCUGAUUCGUGGUGGCGAAUGCACCGACAAUGCGAAGCCCUCGGUGCUUUUAGACCGAGUUGUCAAUGCUCUUGGCGGAGCAGCGGCCCUGGGAGAUGUCAAAGGGCUCAGCUUGGAAUCUUCCCUAUUUAGAAGCCGAGCGUUGUUCCAGAACUACAAUCUUGCGGACAACGACCAAAUAACGGCAACAGCAGCGAAGCAGACCAUCUCGUUCCAAUUCAACAAGGAUGGAUUGAACCAACGCAUUGAUCGAGAUCUGACAUACGAUGAUUACUGGCGUUAUGCUCAUCCCACCCUAAAAAAUGACUACACGCUCGUGGUUCAGACUGGGUCGAAUGCAACCGCAUGCUUUAACAAAGGCGGCGCCGCUGACCACCCUGCUGUGCCUUGGGGUUACGCCGACAGCUACCUGACGGAUUACUUGGUGCACUCCGCCGAGCAGUCUGCUCUACUGGACGUGUUGAAUCGAUUCCGAGCUUCAAAGUCCGAGUUGACCUACUCCGUCACCCACAACAAAGCGUCGCGUGUGGACUAUCCAACGCUGUCACACCCAAAGCUCAACCUGCAGCUGCUUGUGCGAAAUGGAACAUGGCUACCAUACGCUGUUAGAUCAACUGAAGUUCACGGAGUGUUUGGCCUUUCGACAAACGAUAUUGUCUUCUCAAACUACUUCGACGUGAAGUUUGGACAAUCCAAAACCAUCAAGUACCCCAAGCUCAUACAGACGGUCUACAAUGAUGUUUAUAUCCUUGAGGAUAUGGUCGUUUCUAAUGCCACUGUAAACCCUGCAUUCCCCAAUGACUUCUUCAAGGCGGUGCCGCAGCAAGCUCCCCCCAAUGCUCCAGGCGACCCUUACCACUCCCAUCCUCCUCAUACGGACAACAACUACCCGCGGUCAGAAGUUCACGAAUUUUACGAGUCGGGACUCUGGUACGGACCUUUCGGCAUAAAUCUGAACACUUCUGCCGUCAAUGUGAAACCCGUCUUCCCAGGCGGCAAUGUCCCACAGAUCCAGAACCUCUGUGUUGGCGGCCCAGGCUACACCCAGCUCUUGAUCGAAUUCGACGACGGUCUCGUCAUCACAGACGCUCCCGCUCACAGAAGCAAGCUCAUCCUGCAGUGGGUCAAGGAAAACAAGAAGGGCAAGAAGAUCACUCACGUCGUCCCAUCGCACCAUCACCGUGAUCAUACAGGCGGCAUAGGCGACUACCUCGCUGCAGGGGCCAAAUUGGUCAUCCCCGAGGUCGCAAGAGACUACUACAGAAAGGUCAACAAUGGCAAGUUCGACGUGGUUACAUACUCACAAGAGAAGCCGUUCUUGAAGAAGGACAAAAACGUGCAGUUCAUGUCCUUUUGGCGCGAUGAGAAUCCCCAUGCCAGGGACUGGGUUUACUCGGUCGCCGGCCCGGCCUGUUCCAACUUUAAUAAGUCGGAAGUCGUUGUCUUUAACGCAGAUGUUAUCAACCCCAACUUUGGCCCUGUUCCAAAUUGGGAUACUGCAGAAGCUAUGCCAUUCUUCCUGGAUGUUGUCCGUCAAGGUAUUCCGAGAGAGGCCACUCUGGUUGGCACGCAUGGCGCGACUCCUCUUGGUUUGGGAUCGCAAGAUGCCCUUGCUCACUUGGCAGAUUUGGCUGGUUUCUCUUACCCGUCUCUUUCGGGUACUGAGAAGUGGUGCGGGAAGUAG